Molecule: messenger RNA, 129 nt
Organism: Dentiscutata erythropus
Lineage: Eukaryota; Fungi; Glomeromycota; Glomeromycetes; Diversisporales; Gigasporaceae
Source: the annotation of a GenBank genome assembly
AUGUCUUGGCUAAAGUUUUUUAUUAGAGAUCUUUUGGAACUUGACUAUGCUAAAGCUUUUCUUGCGAUCUUUAGUUUUGAUUCAGAGUUUACUGGGGCUCUUUUUGCAACAAUGAAAAGUUUUUUUUAG